Corvus hawaiiensis (hawaiian crow) is the source of this 6637-nucleotide messenger RNA. It is a transcript of the gene CCDC57, whose product is annotated as coiled-coil domain containing 57. Lineage: Eukaryota; Metazoa; Chordata; Aves; Passeriformes; Corvidae. The record is from RefSeq and is a predicted model, not a curated record.
AACGAGAUGAACUUGGAGGUUCCUUCCAGCCCAAACCAUUCUAUGAUUCUACAAUCAAUGUUAUUCGUCUGGUUUUGUCCAUUAGUUGUUCAUGUUAACACAUCAAAAUUAAAAGACCAUUAACCAGAACUAAGUUAAGCCUGUCUCCAUAAACACAGCAAGGAUGCACUUCAUCCUGUUGUGGUGUGCCUCACUAGGCUAAGACUGUAUUCACCUCAAGAAAUAAUAAGGAAGUAGUGCAGAGGUUCCUGUGUGAAAUGUACCAACAAGGGCUACCACCUUUAGAAAAGGCAGGCUUGUGGUUCAGCACAGGCAAAAUUUUUACUUAGGAUUUCACUACAGUGCUGGGAUGCUGUCAAAGCCUGCUAAGAUAGGAGGCUACUGCCUAACUAUUGCAACAGCUUGCUUUGCUUUCUGCUUUUGUUAGCUCAGCCCUAUUUAGAAGCAAAGAAUUACAUUUAACUGGCUGUGGCUCAGUUUCAUAUCUCCACAACAAACAUGAUAGUAUUGUCAGUAUUUAUUCCAGAUUCCUUCUGUCAUGAAUGGGUUCUUGGUUUGGUAAUGUGUAAAACAAAGGCAGCAAAUGUAGUUAAAUCUGUGGGGUUUCAUCUUCCUGAUAUUAUCUUCUUGUUGUCAUGGAAACUAAUAUAGACUCAGUUAGGAGGAAGUAUUAGGUGACUGCAGGUAGCAUUGUGGGUGGUGUGAUGGUGUGGUUUCUGGGAUGAUGUAUAUAAGAGGAGAGCAUAGUUAGAAAUGGCAAGAAUCUAUUAUUCGUGUUUAGCCAAUACUCUUAUUGGCAAUGUAGCUGUACUUCUUGGUCAGCAGUAUGGGUAGGAAGGACAUUUAUGAACAUGUAGGCUGACCUAUAUAGCUUGAGAACUUCCUGUUCUCAAGAGGAAUUAAUUGCAAGAAUUCUCAAGAAUAAUUAAUUUCUGCUAACUAUGGUUGAAAUCAAGACGACCUUGAAUUUCUGUGAUACAAAUAAAAGAUUAUUGUCAAAAACAGAACAUAAGUUUCCAAGUAGGGAACCCAGUUCAGUGAGGACCUCAGUCUGGAACCCCACCUGUUUGAGAACUGUAUAAUUACAAAAUAAGGAAGAUGAUCUAAACUGAGCAACGCAGACAUCCUCCUUCACUUUUCUUAUCUGUGAAACAAAGAAAAUAAUGAUUCUCUCGUCAUAGGGUGUUGGGGGUAUGAAUACAUUGAAAAGCACAGGCUGCUUAAUACUGUGUUAAUAGGAGUCAUAAACCUCCUGUAUUUGCCCAAGGGUAUUAAAAUCUAAGCAGACUAAACAAAAUAUGCAUGUUAUUCUUGGUUUUAAGUGAAGAAUCCUAAAACUAACCAGCUCUACUGAAAUUUUGCAGGAAAUGAUUCCUGAAAAAAUAUUUUUAUUUUAAUAUUCUCCAGACCCUUAUGAUAGCCCUCUACAUCUAAAACAACUAUGCUUUUUAUUGACAUCACUGACAUCUGCCUAUUCAGCAUGACUUUAACUCCUUCCUGAUUCUCUAAAGUACAGAUGCAUAUAUCUUUAAAUCAAAUUUUAUUACAACUCAAGUACCUCAUAAAGCCAUUUAGAUGGGCCACUGGUAAAGCCCACUAGUGCAUUUCUUGUGGCUUACCUGCUUAAGUAUCAGCCAGUUGAAUUAUAUAUUCAUUACACAGGCUGCUGCAAACUUCUGUUCCCUACAAAAUCAUUGCCAUACUUACCAAUGCCUAUCCUGACCUCCUGUCCUCCCUGCAAGGCCCCACAGUGACUGCUACUGUCCCAUUUUGGCCCCCUCCGUUUCAACAGAGACAGUUUUCCGGAUCUGCUGCCUUUCCUAAGGGUUUGCCAGUUUUCCCCAUUCUCUCAUCUCCUUCUCAGAACUCCUAGUUUAAUUCUGUGCUGUCUGUAGCUGCAAGUGAUGUUCCAUACCAGCUCUUGUCUAUUAACCAAUCUCCAGUCCCCAUUUAGCCUCAAAACAUCUUAACUGUUCACUGCUGCAGCACAGUGAGUAACAUUCAUCACAAGUUAUUAGCAGACCACAGUGACAAUAAAUUCACACUGCAAUUUUAUGUGUAGCAGAUAAUACUAACCAGUCUAAAUUCCAUUAUCUAGGUAAAGUGCUCUACAGGGAAAGUUGUGACUAUUUAUUUGCCUGUUUUAUUUUAUAUCAUGAAAAUGUUAGAGUGCCGCUCUUUAUAUUAUUUGGGAAAACAAAUAUACUACUCCUAUUACAACAGCAUUGUCGACCUCCAGAGUAACUGUAUCUAUAUUAAAUGCCCAGUUUCUGGAGAAGUGGAUUUAUUUUGCUAAAUGUCUGUGGGUUUUUUUACACCACAUCCAUUACCAUAAGUUCAUCAAUGUCAGCAUCACAGCAGCACCUUAACACCAAAGAGCACAUGCCCUUUCUGUGUUCACAUAAAAGAGACAUGCCUUCAGUUGCAUUGCAAUUAUCUGACUGUUUUCCAUGUGCUUUCAAAGAUACAAGUUGCAGAAUCCCAACUCCAGUUAGGAACAACUUACAAUGCGUUUUCAUGUAUAAUGAAAAUUAAUUUCAGCCCUGCAGCUAUGAUGUCUUUGCAAUGUGUUGAAGCUUUAGAAAAACAGAAAUGCUUGCCAAUUGCUUACAGUGGAGAAGUGUCCUUAUAUUGUUUAGUAUGAAACCAAAAAGUGAUGGAGCUAGAUAAAUACUAAUUAAGGGUCUAGUCCUGUCACCAGCUGGGCAUCUGUGUUUAUUUUUGCAGAAUACCAUGGAACUACCCUAAUACAUGAAGUGCUCACAUGCACAUGCACUGUAUCUCAAGCUAGGUGAGCACAUGUAGCUGAAUAUAGUGAGGAAAGAUGUCUGGCUCAGAGGUGUCAUUUUACACAACCACUUUGGGCAGUGCAGCUGCAUAAUAGGGUGUCAUACACUGAGAUAUGUGAAUUGCCACUUCAGUCUCAAUUUAAAAUGCCACCUUCUUAUUUCUAUAAUAUACUCUGAGUUAUACUUCUGACUGAACCACAAGAGGUGUAUUCUACUAAUAGAUUCUGGUUUGCAUUUUAAAACGGCUGACUGCCGCACCGCUUCCUCUGAAAUACACACUGCAAAGCCGUACAUGACUUUACUCUGUGACAUCCUAAAUUGAACGGUUUUCCAAUUGCUUUACCCCAAAAGCAUGCAAAUCCGCUGCCCAAGGGGAGUGAAUUUCCACCAGUGCUAACGGUCUGCGCCUGUGAGGAAGCUGAAUUGCUGGAAUUCAACUCCACCUUUGAGCGCUUUUUCUUCUCUCCACAGAAUUGCUUAGAAGGCAAGCCGCAGACCCCUCCAGGCGGAUUGCGAGCAACAUCAGAAAAGGGCUCUUUCCCAAGAGAUGGAGAGGGGCUGCGGCGGCCGCCGCGCGGCGGGGGAGCGGGGUUGGGAAAACAAUGGUGGCGGUCGCGGCGUCGGCACGGCCACGACCGCUCGCGCGGCGCUCCGGGGCGGGCACGUAGCCGGCGCAGCCCUCGGCCGAGACGACUCCCGCGGAGCGCUUGGGUCGCCGCCGCAGCCGAUGCUCACGCAGACCAGGGAGACGCCGCGCGAUUCCGCGCCCCGGCGCCCCACGGUUCCUAGUGUGCUUGCUGAACCGAGUAACGGAGUUCAUGCCCGGGGCUGCGACGAUGUCCUUAUGAGGGGACUGUCCCUCAGACUGCGCGUCGCUCGCUCUGACGGACCUGAACGGUCACUGCUGUGACAAAUAAUUCCGAAAUUCACCUCCCGGGGCUCGACACUCAAAUAGGAGGUGAGCAGUAGCGAAGGGACCACGGAGGCGAGGCUUUCACGGAGACCCUCGGCGCCCAGUAACAGUCUGAGGCCAUGAAUGUGGGGAACAAAGCCCGAGCUCGCGGGUGUCCCACGAGCCACCGGUGUGCCCCCUCGGGCCGGCGGCACUACGCGCCUAGGCGUGACCCGGCUGCCAGAGGGGAAGCCGGGGGCAGCGCUCUCUCCUAGCAGGCUGAGCGGGGCUCGGUGGCCAGCACCGCUCAGCGCCCGGACAGCGCUUCAGACCGAUGCCGAUGAGGACGUUGGGCGAUCCAUACGGCAACGCGGGUUUCCCGAGGCAGAGGUGCGCCCGCCUGGCCCCAUGCGCGGGGAAAAACGCAGCCGGCGGGAUGGCGCCCCGCCGACCGUCGUGGGGUGGUGCCAACGGGUGCGAGGACAGUUGGCGUGGUGCUCACCGCCCCACGGGCGCCCAGCGCAGCUUCUGGGCGAGUGAUGAACCCGGGACUCCUAUGCCGCGCUUGCCCAAAGCUUGGGCGGCGCUCGGGCGCAUCCGGUGGCCCGGAGAGCCCCACGGAGAGAAGCGCCCUCGGUCAGCCCGGCGCUCUGGAUUCGGCUCACCCGGCUCCGGACCCCCCACCCCGCGCUCCCCACGGCGUUCGUCCCCCUGGGCCAGGCAAGCAUCCCGCAACAUCACGCACGAUGGCUCCGCCUCAGUACCUGAGUCACGUCCCGCGCCUCAGCGUGAGGAUGCCCCUGCUCGCGCCGGACCGCAGCCCGCUGUCCCCGUGUGCCGACGCAGACCCGCCCCAGCCCGUCUGGUCCCGCCGGCUGGGGAGCGCUCCCGCGCGGUGGGUCUGUGGCUGCUCGCCCCGCCCUGCCACACGGGGCGCCCCCUGGGUCCUAUCGCCGCCACGGUGACUCUUUCCCUCCGCUACAGGUUCUUCCGCGCAGGGGCCCCGGGGCCUCACAAGGCAUCAUCACGAGCUUUGCGCUGCUUGCGUAGAGUGCAAGGCACGGCUGGGUUCUGCCGGCGUGGAUGCUGCACUGGCUGUCCGGAGGAGCAGGACCUGAGCAGUGGACUACAACGUAUGAAUGGGUUUCUGCGGUUGAGCUCUAGGAAUAGCCACAUAGAUCAUCUGCAUGAGGAUUAUGUGAACCUGAAACUUCACAUGGAGCAAAAGAUUCAAGAACUGGAAGACACUGAUGUCGGAAACUGGUAUGAAGAACAACUGUCUCUGGCAGCUGAUCGAGAAUGGAUUCCUAAACAGAGUAAAAUGCAAACAGAACUGAACUGGCAGCAGCUCUGUGAGAAAGCUGAAUGUAAUUCAUAUCAGAAAUCAGAGGAUCUAACACACAGACUAUCUUCAUCAAGAGAGGAGAUUGAAGCUGAUCUACAGAAAACAGACUACAGGUUGCAUGAGACUGUGCUUUCUGCUUUGACUGUUGAGAGAGAACAGACAAUACAAGCAUGGUUUAAUCACAGUAUUUCACCUGAAGGGGAGAAACAGAUAUUUCAGUAUGAUGAUAAAAGUUCUCUGUACAAAGAUAUUCCUGCCUUGGAAAUAAAAAAGCUGCAGGAACAGAAUGCCAGUCUUCGGAAUGCUAUUACACAAAUGAGGAAAGAAAUGGAGAGUCUUGAUGAGCAGAUGUUGUCCUCUCUUCCUCUAACAGAAAACAGACAGCUUGCAGAACAAGGUUCAUUGAGCACAAACAAAGUUUCAACUGGAACCAUGCUGAGCAACGUCAAAGUCAGCUCAACUAAGUUGGAUUGUAUGGUAAACCCGGACACAGAAAAGGAGCCAGAACCCAAAGCUCUUGAAGAAAACAUGGUAGAUUUUGGACAACAGUUACCUGAUGUAGGUACUGGUGUUGGUUGUCAGUAUUGUGUCAAACGCACUCUACGAGGAAUGCAAAAUAAACUCAAGGAAGCAGCAAGAAAAAUCUCAAUUCUGAGCCAAGAAAAGCAGCAGCUGAUUGAAAUGGGAAACAGACUCAGGGCAGAACUUGGAAUGCUGUUAAAAGAAGGACUUUGGCAUCCUGUUAGCUCUAAACACUGCACAAUCUGUAUUGGUAGUCUUCUUCCAAGAGAACUUGUCAAAAGAACACAGUGUCAGCUAUCAGUUCUAAAUCAUCUACAGCACAGACUCUCAUCACAGGAGCUGCGGUAUGCAAGGCAACAGCAUCCUUCGAGGUUCUCUUCUCUUAUUGCCUGCCCUAGCUUAAAGGAAGAAGAAGCUCCAAGCAGCUGUGGGGAAGAAACAGAAGUACCAUCCGCUGAGGUUCGGCUAGAUUUCUGUAUGGGAAAUCAUGGGCCAGAUACAUCCUCAGCAACAAAGGCAGAUACAUCCUCAAAGAUUGUUCAGCUGCUCAGUCAGAGUCCUAGUCAAGUCCAGCAGGUCCAGCUUUCUUCAUCUAGAGCACAUAAUUUCUGCCAAGGUGUUUGUCAAAUUUUAGAUACGGGAUCAAGCCUUUCUAUACUCAGUCCUCGAAAGAACACCAGCCAGGUGGAGUUUGAAGUUGUACAUUCAACUCAGCAAUCUGAAGAAUCUCAGCAAAAUGUCAAAGCCAAGGAUAAAUUUGAAAUGUCAGCUGAAGAUUUGACAGUCAGAGGAACAAGGCUGGAAGUUCAGCAGAAGUUAAAACCCAGGAGUUUAUCUUGUGCUCAUCUAUUAAAACCAAAAAUCUCUCGUAGCAUGGCAAAAAUCUGCAAUUAUAAUAUUAAAGACUGAUUUCUAUGUUGGCAGCAUGUUGCAGGUUCACACUUGCUAUCAACUUACUUUGACGUCUCUAUAUCUGAUCUAAUUAUCAGGCUCAGUUUUGUAUGUCAAGAUAUUUGCAGCCAGAAAAGAGAACAAAUACCCCGUUUCAUACAGUGAAGCCUAAAAUAAAGGGUUAAUCUGUGUAUGUUA